GAAGCAACUGAGAAUGCGCCAAGAAAAGGGGGCCGGGUCGGCUAUAAAAGAACGAGUCCCAGCCUAGAAGGCAGUAGUUGGAGAGUGGUUGACGUGUAGUUCGAGUCGGGGGUGUGAGUGAGGAAGUUAGCCGAGUUACUCAUCCUGCGUGUUCAAGAGCGGCCAGUUGGUGGCAGUGCCUAACAUCAACAUUCCAGUGCAGCGUUUCUACCACACGGCUUGCUUGAGAAGAGGUCCAGCCAUACGAGCACAGUGACAGGAGAGCUCAUUGCUAGCGAGUCGGUUACACCAAGCAGCGCUUUCUGAGGCGACCUGCCUGUCAGUUUCUCUGGCUUUACCACACUUUGCAUGGACGCUGAUUGCCAGUGAAGUUGUAGUAUACACUUAAGGCAGACUGAUCAUCUGUUGCAUUCCAUCAGAAAGAAGAAGCAGGGUCUGCUAUGUCUGAAUUGGGAAUCUGCAAAAGUUUGGCAGGUGGGGGUAGUCUCCUGGCCAGUAAGGAAGGCAGUGGGUGGCAACCUGUGGAAGAGGUGGAGAGAGAGGAGCACCCAGUAAGAGAUCCCAACCCUGUGUCUUGCAGAGAGCAAAAGGACCCUGACAAAGAGGGUGGCUGCCAAAAACCAGGGCAGCUGGCAAAGGCAAAACCCCAACAAGAAGGGGAUUGGAAGGAGCUUGGCAAGAAGAGGCAUAGGAGACUCCCCUCUAAAAAUAAGAGAAAGUGGAAGCCCUACUGUAAACUUACAUGGGAGGAGAAGAAGAACCUGGAAGAGCGGGCAUCCCAAAGGGCAUCAAGGAUAAGGGCAGAAAUGAUUGCCAAGGGGCAGCCAGUGGCACCUUACAAUACCACCCAGUUCCUAAUGGAAGACCACGACCAAGAAGAGCCAGACCUGUGUCCCCCACCAAGAAAGUCAUCAACUGCCCUUCCCCUGGCCAUCAUUAACUCAUCCUACAAAGGAGAUAGCACAGAUGAUGACUUGGAGGAAGAGGAAGACGAAACGGGUAGUGAUGGAAUGGGGGUCUAUGAUGGAGAAGACUUUUUGCAGAAGGAUUUCUCAGAGACUUAUGAGAGGUACCAUGCAGAGAGUCUACAGGACAUGAGCAAGCAAGAGUUGAUCCGAGAGUACAUGGAGCUUGAGAAAUGCUUGAGCCGGAUGGAGGAAGAGAAUAACCGCUUGAGACUCCAGUCGUUAACCAGUACCCCCGUUGCCGAUCACAAGGACUCAAGGAUCCAGGAAUUGCAGCUAGAGCUUGAAAAGCUGAAGGAAGAGAACCAACGACUGCUUCAGGAGAGGAAGCAAGUGGCUUCAGACUCAUGUGAACACUGACCAGUGACUGGACUAAUGCCACUGAACUUUAUACAUUCAACACUUUCUCUUAUAUAAUUUGUAUGGUUGGCGUGCUAAAAUCAGGGCAGCCGCUUGGGGUGGGGGCAGCAGGAACUACUAUAAGGGGGGAUUUUUUUUUAAUGACUGGACAUCAAUUUUUUUUUUUCCUCUUUAGGGUCUCCCACUAUUGGGCAGGUAAGGCAAUCUUUUGUUUGGGCCCUGGUGGAGCUUACAAGGGGUCUACUCUGCUUACAGGAGGCGGGGCCUGACUAGUUUUGUAGUGCUCCGCAAUUUCUGAUGGUGGCCCUGGCUGGAGUAGACACAUUGCUGCCCUAGGACUGUCAUGGAAUCCAAAGUUUACACACCCUCAUGAAAUCUUUUCAAAAAGUCAAAUAACAUUAUUAUUAUUAUUUUUUUUUAAUACGAACUAUAACAUUCAUAAAAAACACAAUGGGGGAAAAGACUUAUUUUUGUCUGUUGAUCACAUUGAGACUUUUUUUUUUUCCUUACAACAGUGUGAACCCGAAAUAGCAUAUUGAGUUUUAUGGUGUCUAUAUAUUAAAUAUAAUUUUUUUUAAUGAUGUUAUAUCUUUGUCAGUAUGAUGCCUUUCUUCCUAUUCUCUAACCUCUCCCUGCAUUCUAACCUGUUUAAUUACUUUUUUUUUUUUUUCUCAGUAUGAAACACUUUUUAAUAAAUGUCUAAAAA
This is a messenger RNA of Xenopus tropicalis (tropical clawed frog), 2031 nucleotides long. It is a transcript of the gene hexim1, whose product is annotated as hexamethylene bis-acetamide inducible 1. Bases 441 to 1325 code for a protein of 294 amino acids. NCBI's taxonomy places the organism in Eukaryota, Metazoa, Chordata, Amphibia, Anura, Pipidae. Gene Ontology annotation, cellular component: cytoplasm; nucleus. The record is from RefSeq and is a predicted model, not a curated record. Gene Ontology annotation, molecular function: snRNA binding; cyclin-dependent protein serine/threonine kinase inhibitor activity. The transcript has a single exon. Gene Ontology annotation, biological process: negative regulation of transcription by RNA polymerase II.